CAACGUGCUUCUGCUUAUGACGAUAGCGCUAAUGGUGCUCCCGGCCGUGUACCCCUAUUUACGGGUGUUGGAGUGGCCCUCGAAAGAAGAACCGAGAAUAGCCGACUGGGCUUGGCCCAUAGGAAUGGCCGCCCAGACUGCCUCCAUCUGGUCCAUCGUCCUGGUCGCCAUGGACAGGUUCAUCGCAAUAUGUCAGCCUUUCAAAGCCAGGAAAUUCAGGCGCCUCAGCUCAAUCAAGAUAAGUAUUGGUGCUGUUGUCAUAUUUUCCGUUUUCUUCAACAUUCCACGCUUAUUUGAGAAACGCUCAGUGGUCUACUUUAACGCGUGCACCAACUCCACGGAGACAGGGUACAGAAAACUUAUUCUAAAGUACCCGGGAUAUCGCUUCGGAUAUUUUGUGGUGGCAUACACUUUGAUCGAUAUAAUAAUUCCUUUGGCGAUCCUGUCCUAUGUGAACACGCGUCUGAUAAUGGAGCUACGGCGAGGGGCAAAGCGACGGAGUCUUAAAUGUCAAAAUAUUCAAAGAGAAGAUAAAACAAUGACAAAGUUAUCCGUCGUCAUUGUAACAGUUUUUACAAUCUGCCAACCGCCGUCUUUGGUGACACAAGUAUUGGACGCCGCGGAGGACCAUCUUGACGCCAAUAUGAUGGUGUUUAGACAAUAUUAUGUGCCCUUUUCGAACGUGAUGGUCGUCCUGAAUUCUUCGGUGAAUUUUGCGGUUUGUUAUAUUUUCUGUCGCGGAUUCAGACGCUCGUUGGCCAAGUUAUUGACUUGUGGGAGAUCAGCGGACGAGGAGCCAGACGCUAACAGGAACAACUACAGCUCCGAGUAUUGGACCAGGGAAAUGUUGGCACAGAAGUGCGACCAUGGAGUAGCCAUGCCUUUAUGUAACCGAGCCAAAAGUCACUCCAACUGUGCGUGUACUGAUAUAUGUUUUAUUGAUGAGAAUGACAUAACAAAGGUUUAA
Lingula anatina is the source of this 967-nucleotide messenger RNA. RefSeq names its product FMRFamide receptor-like. Gene Ontology annotation, cellular component: membrane. NCBI's taxonomy places the organism in Eukaryota, Metazoa, Brachiopoda, Lingulata, Lingulida, Lingulidae. Gene Ontology annotation, biological process: G protein-coupled receptor signaling pathway. The record is from RefSeq and is a predicted model, not a curated record. Gene Ontology annotation, molecular function: G protein-coupled receptor activity.